AUACUCACCUGUCGGGAGCGACUUCUCUUCGUCGCUUCCCUCGCGUUGGACUCCGCCUAGCUCCGCCUGCAUUCGUGAAUGCAUCCCGAAGUGCCGGCUCGCACUGACACACCCCUUCCAUUCCCUCGCAUCUCCUCGCACCACCUCGCAUUCCUUUCGCACGACGCGAUCGGGUGAACGUCAUGGCAUCGUCACAGCCUCCCAUUGUCCUAAUCACAGGCAUCACAGGCUUUCUUGCAUCGCAUGUACUCGAUGCUGCGCUGGCAGAUCCGGCGGGGUACCGCGUACGAGGAACGCUACGCAGCAAAGCGGACAAGGCCGACGAGUUGCUGUCACGCUUGACUGAACAAGAUAGGAAGAGGGUCGAGCUGGUAGAGGUCAAGGAUACCGGAAGCAGCGACCUCACAGAAGCCAUGAGAGACGUCACCUUCGUGCUACAUACCGCUUCACCUUAUCAAUUGAACGUCAAGGAUGCCGAACAGGACCUCUUGAUCCCCGCUCGGGACGGGACGCUCAACGUCCUUCGCUACGCAGCGAAAGUGCCCUCCAUCAGAUUCUUUGGAAUCACUUCCUCCUUUGCUGCUGUCAGCGAUUUCAGCAAGGGCGGUCCAAACAGACCUGGCUUUACAUAUACGGAGACGGACUGGAAUCCCAAUGGCUGGAAGGAGGCAGUCGACUUUGGCGGAGAGGGCGCAUUCGCAUACAGCGCUAGCAAGAAGGUAGCCGAAGAAGCUGCGUGGGACUUCAAACGGAGCAACCCGGAAGUCUCCUUUGACAUCGCGACGUUCAACCCUCCCAUGAUCUAUGGCAAGACCCUGCAGCCGGGGGUAAAGAAGAGCAAUCUGAACACGAGCAGCGCAACUAUAUAUGCGCUGAUCUCGUCACUCGAUGCCAUGCCGGGAGACCGCCUUCCACUGUUCUGUCAUGCCCGUGACGUAGGUGAUGCCCACGUGCGUGCUUUAUCUCAUCUGCCUCAGUCCGCCGGGCACCGCUAUCUCCUCCACGGCGAUACAUUCACCUGGGCAAUGGCUGUACAUCACUUGGCAAGCGUUCGCCCCGCUCUCAAGUCGCGUCUACCAAAGGGAUGGGAACAGAGCGAUCCCUGGGCCAAGCAACCGACCGUGGAGCACUUUGCCCAAUUGGACACGACCAAGGCAAAGGAGCUACUGGGUAUGAGCCAUUUCAGGAAUUGGAAGACUACUUUGGAAGAGUGUAUUGACGACCUGCUGGAGCUGGAAAAGAGGGAGGGGUGGGCCUAGAAGGAUGGAGACGCUGCCGGACAGCGGUCCUUGGCAGUGGGAUUGUCUAUCUGGCAACGUCAGGUUGGGUCGGGGA
Microstroma glucosiphilum is the source of this 1335-nucleotide messenger RNA. Its product is annotated as NAD(P)-binding protein. The record is from RefSeq and is a predicted model, not a curated record. Lineage: Eukaryota; Fungi; Basidiomycota; Exobasidiomycetes; Microstromatales; Microstromataceae. Gene Ontology annotation, molecular function: oxidoreductase activity, acting on the CH-OH group of donors, NAD or NADP as acceptor. Bases 414 to 1259 code for a protein of 281 amino acids. The transcript is spliced from 3 exons.